AUGGAGCAAGAAGGAAACGCCGGCGUGUCCAAGAUGUUGUCCCCACUGCCCCGGCAGCAACGUGCCGUGGUAGAAGACGCAGCUGGGCAACCUGUCGUCAUCGCAGACGCGCCUGUUCCCGAGCUUCGACCCGACAGCAUCCUUGUCAAGACGGUUGCAGUGGCCAUCAACCCCUGCGACUACAAGCUAGGCACCCUCUGCCCGUCCCGCGGAGCCAUCAUCGGCACUGACUUCGUCGGCGGCGUCAUCCAGAUUGGCUGCGAUGCAGCGCUGCUGCGGCCAGACCUGCGCGAGGGUGACAUCGUCUGUGGACUGAUCCACGGCUCCAACCCCGAUGAACCAGAUAACGGAGCUAUGGCCCAGUAUCUCCGUGCCCACCCUCAGUUGAUCUUUAAGGUUCCCAACGGCAUGGGUACAGCCGAGUCGGCAACUCUAGGGGUCGCAUUGGCAACGUCAGCACUAUCGCUUUGGGGCGCGCUGCGGUUGCCGGGAACGCCGCAAGAGCCUCGCAACGCGAGCAAGACUCCUGCGUACGUGCUCGUGUAUGGUGCUAGCACAGCAAUGGGCACCAUGGCGUUGCAACUACUGAAGCUAUCAGGCUACACGCCCAUCGCCACCUGCUCGCCCAGAAACUUUGACCUCGUCAAGUCCUAUGGAGCGGCCUACGCAUUCGACUACGCCGACGAGGACGCCGCCAUCAAUUCCAUCCGCCUGAUAACAGGAGCGAACGGGCUGGAAUACGCCCUCGACUGCAUCGCAGAUAGCUUUUCGGUCAAGUGCUGCUUCGGCGCCAUGGCCCGCACCGGCGGCCGGUACGUUUCCUUGGAGCAGCUUCCAGAGGAGCUGCGUCCCAAACGGCGAAGCGUGAAACAGGACUUCGUCUUUGCCCUGGACAUUUUCGGAUUGCCCAUCACGGCUUACAAGGGCUAUGAAAGGGACCCCGGUUCCGGCAAGCAUCAGUUUGCCGUCCGUUGGUACCGAAAUUUUCAGCGGCUUCUCGACGAGGGCAAGCUGCGGGCUCACCCCUUGCAGCUUCUCGAAAGCGGACUCGAGGGCGUGGUGACGGGGCUCGACUUGCUUCGGUCGGGAUCAGUGUCAGGUAAAAAGCUGGUAGUGUUUGUUUAG
This is a messenger RNA of Colletotrichum graminicola M1.001, 1125 nucleotides long. Its product is annotated as zinc-binding dehydrogenase. Lineage: Eukaryota; Fungi; Ascomycota; Sordariomycetes; Glomerellales; Glomerellaceae. The transcript has 2 exons. Gene Ontology annotation, molecular function: oxidoreductase activity, acting on NAD(P)H. The record is from RefSeq and is a predicted model, not a curated record. Bases 1 to 1125 code for a protein of 374 amino acids.